AAAUUUUAAAUUAAUCUUGUUCAGGGGGAUCUGGUUUUACGGGGGUCCAAUACUUUACAAACCACGUGGACUCUCUAUAAUAAACUCUACACAAUGGCUAAGCUACCAUUCUCUUUAUGGACAAGCCUUCAAGCUGCAAGGACAAUAUUGAGACCAUCCAUUAUCCGGUAUGGAGUGUCGGAUGUGUGGACACGUGUGGUCCCUGGUGGAGUGUGUGCGUACCACUCACAAAGAUUCUACUCAAACGAGGUUGAACAGUUGGAAGAUGAAGAAAUGGUUCCGGAAAGAUUCUAUUCCAAGAUCAACGUACAAGUGAAGGGCUCUGACUACACUGUGCUGGAGAGCUACUGCCGCUAUGUCAUCACAGCUGGCAAGGCUCUGGACAUUGACAUCGGGGGACGAGUUGCCCUGCCCACUCGUAUACAGAAGUUCACUGUCCUCAAGUCACCACACAUCUAUAAGAAGCACCGUGUUCAGUAUGAGAUCCGCACACACGCUCGACUCAUGCAGGUCAAGAGGAUUACUGGCACCACGGCCGAUAUAUUCCUGGAGUACAUUCAGAGGAACUUGCCCGAGGGCGUUAAUAUGAGCGUGUAUCAGGAGAGGUUGGAUCUACUGCCCUCUCUGCUGAUAAACAAGCAAGAUACAAAAGACGAGGUUACAAAGAAAACAAAAAGACAUAAGUGAAAUGUACUGUCUCUAUAGACCACUAGCUACUGUAGUCAUUCGUGUUUUUGUAACUAAGCUGAGUAUGGCCGUGGUUUCAGCAUUGACAAUUUUUGCCUGAUAAUCACAAGAAUAUCUGCUAUUGGUUUUUGUGUUCUUAAUAAACUUUCACAUUCACGAAGUUGAUCGAAUAUGUUCUCCAUGA
Halichondria panicea is the source of this 871-nucleotide messenger RNA. RefSeq names its product small ribosomal subunit protein uS10m-like. Gene Ontology annotation, cellular component: mitochondrion; ribosome; mitochondrial small ribosomal subunit. The record is from RefSeq and is a predicted model, not a curated record. Gene Ontology annotation, molecular function: structural constituent of ribosome. The transcript has 6 exons. Bases 94 to 687 code for a protein of 197 amino acids. Lineage: Eukaryota; Metazoa; Porifera; Demospongiae; Suberitida; Halichondriidae. Gene Ontology annotation, biological process: translation.